Diceros bicornis minor is the source of this 2716-nucleotide messenger RNA. Its product is annotated as signal-regulatory protein beta-1-like. Gene Ontology annotation, biological process: positive regulation of T cell activation; positive regulation of phagocytosis. Gene Ontology annotation, cellular component: plasma membrane. The record is from RefSeq and is a predicted model, not a curated record. The transcript is spliced from 6 exons. Bases 78 to 1262 code for a protein of 394 amino acids. NCBI's taxonomy places the organism in Eukaryota, Metazoa, Chordata, Mammalia, Perissodactyla, Rhinocerotidae.
CUCCUCUCCACAGAGCACAGAAGUCAGGGUUCUCCCCAGCACACACUGGAACAGAGCAGGCUACUCAGGCCUCCAGGAUGCCCAUCCCUGCCUUCCGGCCCCACCCCCCUCCUCCUUGCCUGCUGCUGACUCUACUGCUGGGAUUCACAGGAGCAGCAGGUGAGGAGCUGCAGGUGAUUCAGCCUGAGAAGUCAGUGUCUGUUGCAGCUGGAGAGACGGCCACUCUGCGCUGCACCCUGACCUCCCUGCUCCCUGUGGGGCACGUCCAGUGGUUCAGGGGGACAGGGCCAGGCCGGGAGUUAAUCUACAGUUUCAAAGGAGGCCACUUCCCCCGAGUAACAAAUGUUGCAGACACCACAAAGAGAAACAGCAUGGACUAUUCCAUCCGCAUCAGUAACAUCACCCCAGCAGACACUGGUAUUUACUACUGUGUGAAGUUCCAGAAAGGGAGCCCUGAUGACGUGGAGUUUAAGUCUGGACCAGGGACCCAGCUCACUGUGAGUGCCAAACCCUCUCCCCCCGUGGUAUCGGGCCCCACGGCGAGGGCCGCACCUGACCAGAGAGUGAGCUUCACCUGCGAGUCCCACGGCUUCUCCCCCAGAAACAUCACCCUGAAGUGGUUCAAAAAUGGGAAUGAGCUCCCAGCCUCCCAGACCAACAUCGACCCAGAGGGAGAUGGCGUUUCCUACAGCGUCUCCAGCACAGCCAAGGUGGUGCUGGCCCCAGGGGACGUUCGCUCCCAGGUCAUCUGCGAGGUGGCCCACGUCACGCUGCAGGGGGGCCCUCCGCUUCGUGGGACGGCCAACUUGUCUGAGACCCUCCGAGUUCCACCCACCUUGGAGGUUUCCCAACAGCCCACGGCAGGGAACCUGGUGAACGUCACCUGCCAGGCGAACAAGUUCUACCCCCGGCACCUAAAGCUGACCUGGUUGGAGAAUGGAAACGUGUCCCGAACAGAAAUGGCCUCAACACUCAUAGAGAACAAGGAUGGCACCUUUAACUGGAUGAGCUGGCUCCUGGUGAACUCUUGUGCCCACAGGGAGGAUGUGGUGCUCACCUGCCAGGUGGAGCAUGACGGGCAGCCGGCGGUCACCAAACACCAUACCCUGGAGGCCUCUGCCCACCAGAAGGAGCGGGACACAGGUGGAACACCUGGUGAAGAGCUGUCUACUGUCCCUCUGGUAGUCCUCGUCCUAAGCACAAAGCUGCUGCUGGCCAUCGGAGUCUCUGCCAUCUACGUCCACAGGAAGUGGAGGGCCUGACUCUCCUUCCUUCCUUCCCUGCUGUGUGCCACCCCCAAUCUCUGCUGCUCCCUUCACUCUGUGAGGGGCACAGCCUCAGAGAAGGAUCCUACCAGAAGCUUCCAUGACUCUGUUCCAAGAGCCUCCCCUCCCCAGACACCUGGCUGCUCACACAUUCCUGCUGCUCCUUCUCCCAGUCCUUGAUGCCCCCAGAGCUGGGUCUUCAUACAUGGUCCUGAGCAGGGGACAUGGGACCUAGCUCUGGGACUGACUCAUGACAUCUUCCUAGAAGGUGAGAAACCAGUCAAAUCUACACACAUUAGGAUAUCUCUCAUCGAUUGCCUUGGGACUUGGCCAUGAAGUACACACUCAUCUUCAUGCAUCAAGAGUUAUUCUGUCUUCUGGAUUCCUGUCUACCCCCAACUCCCCAGCCUUGUUGAGUUGCUCUAUUGACUCUUGAGUAUUAAUGAACUCCUAUUCUGAUUUUAAGAAGAAAAAUUGUUCUCCUUCCUCUUUGCCUAAAUGUCCUGCUCCUCAAACCCAGAAAGAAGUUUCUCUUAAUCUCCCUGUCAUGAAAGCACUAGUUCUUCUAUUAUCAUGCAUCCUUCUCAAUCCUGUUGCUCAUGGUACACAUUCUGUCAGCCCAAAAGCCUUGGGUCAUCUUUGAUUUCUCUUUCUCUUAUAUCUCAUAUUAAGUUCUGCCUUCAACAUGCUUAUGUUCAAUGGUGAGAUUGCAAAUGUUUAACAAUUGAUUCUCCAAUAUAAAAAAAACAAAGCCUAAUUUGUAGUGCCUGCCAAUUUCUGUGGUGUAAACACUCUCAAUGAGGCCAAUUUUAAGCUACCAACAGGUUAACAGCCCGCUUGCAAAAUUCCUGAAAAUGUGGCAGUCAGCUCUCAUGAGCCUGUCCAAGUCUUUCCUGCUCGGCACUGAGUUAUAUCCAUAAUCUGCACACUUCUCACACCCACCACUACUCCCUGGUCCCAGCCACCAUCAUCUCUUCCUGGACCAUUGCUAGAGUCUCUAACUGGCUUUCCUGUUUCAACCACAGUGGUUCUUUGGAAAUGGAAGUGAAAUCCUAUCACUCCUCUGCUUCUUCCCGCAACAUAUCUGCAUAGUUCACUCUCUCCCUUCUUUCAAGUCUCUGCUCAAAUGUCACUCUAUAAAGGCACCUUCCAUAAACCACCCUACAUAGAAUAUACCUCUCUCACCUGGCAUGCCACCUCCUCUUGACCUGAUUAAUUUGUUUCCUCAGCACUUAUUGUCACCUGACAUACUAAAUAUAGGAAGUGCUCACUUUGCAUGGUAGUGCAGGAGUGUAAUAGUGAGUGUGCAAACUGAAACCAUGGAAGGUGAUCUCAAUAAUCAGUGAGAUUAAUAAUGAUUGUGCUGUGACCUUUAAAAUUCUUUUCAAAUCGUUGGAAACUGUCAGUUUUUUUGUGUGUGUGUGUGUGAGGAGAUCAGCCCUGUGCUAACA